AUGUGUAUUCAGGGCAGAUACCUGAACAAAGGAGGCAUCAGUGCACUCGUUGUGAUGAAUAACCCCGUUGAUGCAAAGAAAGCCUUCCAAGCACUGGCGUAUUCUCGUUUCCGCACUCAACCGUUGUAUCUCGAAUGGGCUCCUGGUGAUGUGCUCGGUCAAAACUCGACGGAAAAUAAGGUCGCCGAAACUGAAGAGGCUCCUGCUGAAAGUAAUGAAGGGAGACCAGAGAAGGAGAAAAAGAAGAAGAACAAGCGCGAAAUGACGUAUGAGGAGAAGAAAGCGGAGAAGCGGAAACGACGGGGGCAGGAUCAGGAUAUUGCGGAGGAGAAUGUCGGAGAAAUACAGUCGACUUCAAAGGAUGACGGCGAUUCUCAGGAGGCAGCGAAGGCUGUAGAAGAGGAAUGCAAUCCUCCACAAGAGGUAUCUCAAGAUCAAGAGCAAGGUACAGAAGAGGAUGUUAUUGAGCCUGGCUCGACAGUAUUCGUGAAAAAUCUUUCAUUUGAGACAAGCGAGAAGAGUCUUGAUAAGCUCUUUAGGUGA
Molecule: messenger RNA, 543 nt
Organism: Cooperia oncophora
Lineage: Eukaryota; Metazoa; Nematoda; Chromadorea; Rhabditida; Trichostrongylidae
Source: the annotation of a GenBank genome assembly